GACGUCAUCACUCCGCACCGUUAGGGGCUUUUGAAUGACCUGAGGCGCGUAAGCAGCAGAGCACCUGCAGCUCAUGCUUCAUGUUGUGUUUGGGGAGUUUACAGCUGAAUAGUUGAUCGUUUCUAUCGUGUUGUGUUGGUCAUAUUGUUCCCUGAUGGAGGAGUUAGACGUUGAGCCGGCUGUAACGAAUAUCCCUGCAGCCGGUGAUGGGUUGCAUUUGGGGUUUGCAUGGGGUCCAGGCGACAUCCUUGCGUAUGAAACCCUUUACAAAGCAUCAGGUGCUAAAGGAUCAGCCUCCCCCUUCAUCCACGAGGUCAGAAAAGAUGAGGACAUAUAUUCCCCCAUUUUACGCAAACUCUUCAACGAGUCCCAUCACAUCUUUGUUGGCCUGCAGACGAUUAGAGAGGACCUCCCCAGCAAGAACAAAAAACCCCAAUUUGUCAGCAUCAGUAAAAACUACAGAUCUGUGAUACGAGCCUGUAUGGAGGAGCUUCAGCAAGUUGCAGUUUCUUCAAAAGAUACAGACGUGGCCACGCAAUAUGGAAACCAGGUGUCCAUCCUGUUGGCCAUUGAACUGAUCUGGAAUCUGUGUGAAGUGCUGUUCAUCGAUGCUGCUCCGGCGGGUUCCCUGUUGCUCCACCUCCUAGACUGGGUGAGGUUACACAAGGCUGAUGUGGAUGAGAAGGCCAGAGAAGUGCUGCAAAGCGAGAGCCCUGCUGAGCACCACGACUACUGGGAUGUGGUGGUGAGUUACGUGCUGCAGGGCAGGUUGGAUGAAGCCAGACAGAUGCUGGUGAAGCAGGCCACCCUGCAGCCUGCUGCCAAGAACAUGUACAAGCUGAUGGACACUCUGCUCAGCAAGAUGCCCUUCUACAAUCCUGGCGGCACCCAGACACUGACAGAGUUUGAUGUGAAGUGGAGACACUGGCACCAGGAGGUGGACCGCUGCCUGCAGGACAACUCGUUCGCCAGCAACCAACACCUGGAGAUCAUCUGCAGGAUCCUAGUGGGGGAUGAAGACACGCUGCUGGAGCACAAGGAGCGACUGAGCACCUGGUACCACUUCCUGGUCACUAGACUGCUCUUCAGCCACCCAACAGUCAAACCCACGGAGUUGCACUACUAUGCACAGUCAUGCAUGACGAUGUUUCUGGACUCGCGGAGCGUCCCGGAGCCCCUGGACAGCAUCUUACUGGCUGCCUUUGAGUUUGAUAUCCACCAGGUCAUCAAGGACUGCAGCAUCGCUCUCAACAACUGGUGGUUUGUGGCCCAUUUGACAGAUCUGUUGGAUCACUGCAAACUCCUCCAGUCUCACAAUCUACACUUUGGCUCCAACUUGAGAGAGUUUCUCCUGUUAGAAUAUGCCUCUGGUCUCUUCACUCAUCACAGUCUGUGGCAGCUGGCCGUGGACUACUUCGACCACUGCCCAGAGUUUGGCCGCGUCUACCUGGAGCUGCAGAUCGAGCGCGUUCCUUUAGACACGGAGCGCAAAGCCCUCAAGGUGCUCAGGAUCUGUGAGCAGAGGCAAAUGUCAGAACAAGUGCGGAGUAUCUGUAAAAUCAUGGCUAUGAGGGCCUUGAGGAACAACAGACUGGGCUCUGCUCUCUCCUGGAGCAUCAGGGCCAAAGAUGCUGCCUUCGCCACCCUCAUUUCAGAGAGGUUUCUACAGGAUUACUGCAACAAAGGAACCUUCUCUGAUUUGGACCUGAUAGACAACUUGGGUCCAGCGAUGCUGCUCAGCGACAGGCUCACCUUCCUCGGGAAGUACCGCGAGUUCCACAAGCUGUACGGAGAGAAGCGCUUCAGCGAGGCGGCCAAGCUGCUCCUCUCCCUCAUGACGGCCAAGAUCGCCCCCCGCAGCUUCUGGAUGACCCUGCUGACCGACGCCCUGCCGCUGCUGGAGCAGAAAGAGGUGAUCUUCUCAGCAGACCAAACCCAUGAGCUGAUGUUCUGUUUAGAGGAGCUCACCAGCUCUCUGAACACCACAGCUGGCGGCACAGACAGGCCCAUGCAGGAUGAAGACAUCGAGCUGACCAAAGUGGAGCUCCUGAGACUCGCUCUGGCCAGGAACCUCGCCAUGGCCAUAGUCAAAGAGGGAACCGUAGAAGCGUGAAUAAAAAAACAAAGCUCUUUUGCAUUUUUAGUUUUUUUUUUGUAUUGUACAUAAAGUUCAAGUAAUCGAAAUGUGCUCUUUGAUAAUAAAACACUUUUCAUGA
Messenger RNA from Sebastes umbrosus (honeycomb rockfish), 2216 nucleotides. RefSeq names its product nucleoporin 85 (gene nup85). Gene Ontology annotation, molecular function: structural constituent of nuclear pore. The transcript is spliced from 19 exons. Bases 155 to 2113 code for a protein of 652 amino acids. The record is from RefSeq and is a predicted model, not a curated record. Gene Ontology annotation, biological process: protein import into nucleus; mRNA export from nucleus; positive regulation of DNA-templated transcription. Gene Ontology annotation, cellular component: nuclear pore outer ring. Lineage: Eukaryota; Metazoa; Chordata; Actinopteri; Perciformes; Sebastidae.